Molecule: messenger RNA, 3304 nt
Organism: Trichechus manatus latirostris (Florida manatee)
Lineage: Eukaryota; Metazoa; Chordata; Mammalia; Sirenia; Trichechidae
Gene: IMPA1
Product: inositol monophosphatase 1
Exons: 10
Coding region: 331-1164 (277 amino acids)
Biological process (GO): inositol metabolic process; phosphatidylinositol phosphate biosynthetic process; signal transduction
Molecular function (GO): inositol monophosphate 1-phosphatase activity
Source: RefSeq, a predicted model, not a curated record
CAGGCGCUGAGCGGGUCGCCUGUUCUCUCACGCAAGGUGGGUUACAGACUGGCUGGGAAGAUACAGCACGCACACAAAUGACCAAAAUGCAACGAAGACGAGAGUUGUAUGGACCCUUCCAGGCCGAGGCUCCCUCCUAGCUUCUCACUGUACGUUCUCUCCUAAGAAAUGUCAGACUCACGACCUCAGUUGCUUCCUACCCAGAUGACUUCUGUAUUUAUAACUGCAGGCAAUACGCGUCCUCUGAGCUCAGGAUCCAUCUAUUCAGCUGCCUGAUUGACGUCUCCUCUGGGCUUACAGAGGCCCCUUACCCUCUAGUAUACUCAGAAGAUGGCCGACUCUUGGCAGGAAUGCAUGGAUUAUGCGGUAACCCUGGCAAGACAAGCUGGAGAGGUGGUUCGUGAUGCUCUGAAAAAUGAAAUGAAUGUCAUGAUUAAAAGUUCUCCGGCUGAUCUGGUGACUGUAACUGACCAGAAAGUUGAAAAAAUGCUCAUCUCUGCCAUAAAGGCAAAGUAUCCAUCGCACAGUUUCAUUGGUGAGGAGUCUGUAGCAGCUGGGGAAAAAAGUAUCUUAACUGACAACCCCACGUGGAUCAUUGACCCUAUUGAUGGAACAACUAACUUCGUACAUAGAUUUCCUUUUGUAGCGGUUUCUAUCGGUUUUGUUGUAAAUAAAAAGAUGGAGUUUGGAGUUGUGUACAGCUGUGUGGAGGACAAAAUGUAUACCGGCAGGAGAGGACACGGUGCCUUCUGUGACGGUCAGAAACUGCAGGUUUCACAGCAAGAAGAUAUUACUAAAUCACUCUUAGUGACAGAAUUGGGCUCUUCCAGAACACCAGAGACUGUCAGAACUGUCCUUUCUAAUAUGGAAAAACUUCUUUGCAUUCCUGUUCAUGGGAUCCGGGGAGUUGGAACAGCAGCUGUUAAUAUGUGCCUUGUGGCAGCUGGAGGAGCAGAUGCGUAUUACGAAAUGGGAAUUCACUGCUGGGAUAUGGCAGGAGCUGGUAUUAUUGUUACAGAAGCUGGUGGUGUGCUGACGGAUGUAACAGGUGGACCUUUUGAUUUGAUGUCACGAAGAAUAAUUGCUGCAAGUAGUAGAACAUUAGCUGAAAGGAUAGCCAAAGAAAUUCAGAUAGUACCUUUUCAAAGAGAUGAUGAAGAUUAAUUACAACACCUUCAACAUAAUCACAGUUGCUUUUCCCCAGAUUUUCUGAUGCAUUGCUGAUGUUACAAAAUUUGGGACAUUUGUUUCAAAUGUAUAAUAAAUUGUGUAAAUUGUUUUUGAUGUCCAGGUUAAAAAACUGGAACUUGGUCCGUACUGUACUAAGUAUUCGAGAAUAGAUGAGAUACUUGUUUCAUUGUUUUAAAAAGUUUUAUGUGUAAGAAUGUGCUUUGGGAAAAAUACCAGGGCAGUAGAAUUCAUGAGAUAGGUGUUGCGUCACCUGAAGUAGCCAAUGAGCAGUUUUGAGUUAUUAAGUGUGUAUGUUUUUUCGGAAAUAUGAACUUAUUAUUUAUAUACGUAGUACUCUUAAUUAGAAAGUAAACUUUUUGGGAAGAAUCUCUUUAGUCCUCAAAGCCAUGUUUAAUUAAAUUUGUAAGGGUAUAACGAGUACUUCUUAGCCCAAGAUUUCUCUCUUUGCAGAGAAACUUAUUUGUGCUGUUCAUUAUUGUACAGGUAGCACCUAGCACAGUGCCUGUCCAACAGUAGGCUCUUCCAAAAUAAGCAUUAAAAGAAUGAAUAUUUUGAAGGCAGCAAUUCCUAGUUAUAACAGAUACAUAAAAUAAUGAGCUCACCGUUCUGAAUUUUUGCUUCAGAUUUUAAAGCAAAAAUUAUGUAGUUAUCCUUUUUAACAUUUCACGUUACCACACCAUUUCAAGUUACCAUACCUCCAGAUAUCAUUUCUUAUGGGCAUUUAAUGAACACUUAGUGGGCAUUUCUGCAAUUAAUAUAUUGUCCAAAGCACUGCAUUUCAGUAUUUAUUUGGAUUCACCUUAAAGUGCUUGUGCAAGAGAAGAAACGGUUGUGUGAUAUGCUCUCGUCAUGUAUCUGAUAUAAUUAGAUACAGUGUAUCAUUUUACUAAAUUCAAAAUUCAUGCUUUAAGAUGUUUAGAUCAAUUUGGUUGUGAAUAGGAAACCUAGAACCUGACAGAUACACUCUCGUUAAUAUUGAACUAUUUGGUUUCUUCCCAAACUCCUUUUAACUUUGUUUCUGCUAGAUUUUAUUCAGCCUUUAAAUAUUCCUUAAAAGUCUUUGGCUUACUAAGUUCAAAAAGAAAAUUGUACUAGUUGAUAUUUUCAAAAGAUUAAUUUAUUGUUUAGCCUUGUCUCGACAUGAGAACAGAGUAUUAAGUUUUGUUAUAGGCUCAUGUGAGCCUUAUAUUUGAUAACAUAAAACGUGCUUCCAAGAUGUUUUCCAGGUAGGGGUUAUUUUAUUGUCAUGAACAUCUAAUACAUUAAAUAUAUGAUACUAAGAUUGAGAUAAUUUGUGCGGUUGAAUGUGUGCACUUAAAAUAUGUCAUACUGUAUUCUGAAUCAGGUUGCUUUACAGUUUAUUUUAAUUAAGAGUAUCAUGAAUAAAAUUCUAAAUAAAUGUAAUUAUUUACAUUAUUAAAAGUUUAUAGUUUACAUUACUUCUAGGGAUUUUGUGUUCGAUUAUAAAAAUUUGAAACUUGGAAUUGUGAUUAAAUGUAUGUUCUUAAUUUUUUGCUUAUAGUUUUUCUAACUUUUCUAAAGACUCCCCCCCCCAUUAGGUAGCUCUUUGAUCUUUUUAUUCUAAAUAAGGUUGAAUGUUUUGUGGCUGAAAUUUUUUUAGACAUUGAAGAAGGAUGAUUGACAAGUAGAUUAUUCAACAAUAAUUUGAAAAUCUUUUUUGAGUAACAGGACUUCUUAGGCUUAACAUUUAUAAUAUUCAGGCAUGGUAUACCAUCUUCCGGUAUGUGUACCCAUCCAUACAUGUAUAAGGUAUACACAUUUGAACACCCCUUCUGCCCUCACUUUUUUUCCAGCAAGAAUGAGCUCAUUGUAUUAUGUACUUAAUUGUGAAGUGCUUGAUGGCCUCAUUUUGAAUCACUGGCUAUUCUUAGAAAUGGUUAGCAGUGUUUGGGUCAGUAUUGUGCCUAUGAUAUGUAUCAGUGCGACUCAACUGCCCUUCAUGUCAGCAUCUAGCACGGAGCCCCACCACUUGUCUCUCAGUUUGUCGCACUGUGGUGGCUUGCAUGUUGCUGUGAUGCUGUGAUGCUACAAGGAAUACCAGUUAAUACAACUGUUAUUCAGCCACUACUACCAAAGAUGAAGAAAUUGAAGA